AUGGCUGCAUUAAUAUGUGAGCAUGAUCUGCCAAUUAGAACUGUGGAGCACAUGCCAGCACUCAUUCAGGCCAUAUGUCCUGAUUCAAAUAUUGCAAAACAGAUCAAAUGUGGGCGCACAAAGUUAACAUCAAUUAUAAACCAUGUGGCAGGUGAGAUAAGCUCUGAUAUAUUGAUUAGAAAACUUCAGGUUUCAAAUUUUUCGCUGAUUGUUGAUAAAAGGUUACUUGUGAUGAAAUGUAUUUGCCACUCCUUUGCACUUUGUGCUUCAUAUGCUUGUGCAACAUUGCCUAAAGAUGUUGAAGAAUUGGCUCGUGCUGUGUUCUCAUACUUUAGUUGCAGUCCAAAGCGCAUUAGUGACCUAAAAGAAUUUCAGUCUUUUGUUAAUGUCAAACCACACAUAUUACUCCAUCCCAGUCAGACUCGAUGGUUAUUCCUACAUAUGGUAGUGCCCUGGCUGCUUGAGCAAUGGGAUGCUCUCAAGCUCUCAAUGAUAGACUCAUUGCGUGACACCAUACUACAAAGGCUUAAUAACCCUUUCACAAGGAUGUAUUUAGAAUUUCUUGACUUUGUUCUCCCAAUAUUCAGCACUCUUAAUCUGCAAAUACAAUCACAUAGUCCACAAAUUCACAAGCUAAAUAAAUCAGUGUUGCAGACCUUUAGAUCCCUGCUUGACUGCUACCUUAAAGAUGAUUAUCUGAGAAAAACUCCACUAAGCAGUAUAAAAUUUAAGGAUCCUAGUAACUUCAAGGACCUCUUCUCAAUCUAUCUGGGAGCUAAGGUAGGCAUGUCACUCCAUCAAGGGUAUAAUCUCCCCCCUCAAGAUGUGCAAAUAUUUCGGCAACGAUGUCAAAUAUUUCUCGUACAAGCAGCAACUCAAAUAUGCAAAAGGUUUCCAUUUCUAGAAGCUACUUUCCAGCAUCUGGAAGUAUUAGAUCCUGACGUGGUAAGAAUACAAAACGCAAAACUAGGAGAUGGAAAUCCAGUGUAUCCACAUUUAGUUUCCUUCAUGCUAAGGUUGCUCUGUUUGCCUCACUCAAGUGCUAGGGUUGAGAGAACGUUUUCAGACAUACACCGCAUGAACAGUACACUGAGAAAUAGACUCUCCACAAAAACUAUCACCGGUUUGUCACACACUAAGAGACUUGUGUCCGAUGCUAAUUGUCAUAGUUUUAAAAUAACAGAAGGACUAAGACAAGGGUUGAAUAGUGAUAUGUGCAAAAAAUCUUGUAUUGAUCAUAAGGGCACGGAAGAUGAUGAUGCCAGUGAUGAGGAUUAAAUAUUUUGCUUCCUAUUUAAUGAUUCUGGAAUCAAAUGAUUGCAUACUUUUUGUGGCUUAAAUGCGUGUUUAAUACUUCAAAUUUAAUGCUAUUGACCUACAGUUUGGGACCUCGCGAAUGUCAUUUUUGUUUAUUUCUUUCAGAUGAUACUUUUCAUGCUUGGUGAAGUAUAAUCCAUUUCAUUUAUGCAUUGUAACUACAUCAAAGUGUUUCUGUUUUGGUAACUUAGUAAUUUGAGUACCGGAAGAGGUUAAAACUAGAAAUUGUCUGCGGGAUUGCUAGCAUGAUUUACCUCUAAUUUUAUAUUAGGCUAUAUUUAUAUUUAUAUCUAGGCUAUCUAAAUACAUCCACAAUAGUUACACAC
Molecule: messenger RNA, 1643 nt
Organism: Scylla paramamosain (green mud crab)
Lineage: Eukaryota; Metazoa; Arthropoda; Malacostraca; Decapoda; Portunidae
Molecular function (GO): protein dimerization activity
Source: RefSeq, a predicted model, not a curated record